UUUCCAUCCAAGCCUCUCUCUUACGUUUCAUAGUUCUGUCAAAGAUUGUCAACUUUAAUGGAGUUUCAUCUACUUCUCCUCUCCAUCUUCACAGUGCUUUCUCUGACACAUGUGGCAAGCCAUGCAGCUCUGUCUCCCCAAGCUUACUGGCACUUGGUGUUGCCAAACACUCCCAUGCCCAAGGCUGUCAAGAAUCUUCUACCACAGGAAGCCAACGUGCGCAGAGGGGAUAAGGAUGCAUCAGGGAUUCAAUAUUUUGCGGAAGCCAACGUGCGCAGAGGGGAUAAGGAUGCAUCAGGGAUUCAGUAUUUUGAGGGUGACGAUCAUCAACUACAUUAUAAAUAA
Messenger RNA from Camellia sinensis, 345 nucleotides. The record is from RefSeq and is a predicted model, not a curated record. NCBI's taxonomy places the organism in Eukaryota, Viridiplantae, Streptophyta, Magnoliopsida, Ericales, Theaceae.